CGCGGUGCCAACAUGUCAGACGCGGAGAUCGUUUGGACUCAGAUCCUCCAAAGUAUCGGCGGCGGUAUGGGGUCCGUCAUGAUCCAGGUAGGUGCACAAGCUAGCGUCCUGCAUAUUGAUGUUGCUAUGGUUACUGCGGUCGCACUUCUCUUGACUGAGAUCGGAGGGGCUACUGGUAGUGACACUGGUGCAUUUUGUUGUGUCUUGUAUGGAAUUCUUUGUGUUGCUAAGUGUGUAAUGUAUCUGUUCGCAGUUCCAUUGUUAACAAGGGUCUCAGAGUGUCGAAAGCUAGUAAGGAAUAUUAUCUAAUGUAUGCACAUGUAUCAAUGUCAAGUAAAUUACAAGUUACAGAAACUAAAGCAAUGUCUGUGUUAUGUCCGGACAUAGCAAUUCAUCUAUUUCACGUCUGCG
Desarmillaria tabescens is the source of this 411-nucleotide messenger RNA. RefSeq lists its product as uncharacterized. Bases 13 to 309 code for a protein of 98 amino acids. The record is from RefSeq and is a predicted model, not a curated record. Lineage: Eukaryota; Fungi; Basidiomycota; Agaricomycetes; Agaricales; Physalacriaceae. The transcript has a single exon.